Molecule: messenger RNA, 2626 nt
Organism: Herpailurus yagouaroundi (jaguarundi)
Lineage: Eukaryota; Metazoa; Chordata; Mammalia; Carnivora; Felidae
Gene: WDR93
Product: WD repeat domain 93
Exons: 17
Coding region: 145-2238 (697 amino acids)
Biological process (GO): electron transport chain
Cellular component (GO): respiratory chain complex I
Molecular function (GO): protein binding
Source: RefSeq, a predicted model, not a curated record
GCCCCCGUGGGGGCGGGUGCGCCUCCAGACCAGGGACUUCGCGGACUUCCGGUGGCGGCCGGAAGUGGCGGUUACUAAGGCGACGCCAAGCUGCCGGCGCAGCUUUUCAGAGUUUCAUAGAAGUUUCCAGGGCCAGCUUCUGUGAUGUCAUCCCCCGGAGGAAGUCAAGUCCGUAAGAUGAGGCUCUCCAGCUUUGUACGAAAGGUGCUGCUGGAGGUGCCGUCCCCAACAGAGCAGGACUGGCCUCAGGACGAUGAAAAGGAUUUUGCCUUCAAAGAUUCAGAACAGGAGCUGGAAUCCCUGCCUCAGCCUUACCGAAUGAUCAACAAGAUGGUGAACCUUCUGUUUGACCAGGCUUGGGAAGUGAUCAUGAAGAGGGAUGCGCUGAGGGAAGCGGAGCACGGCCGGGUCCAGCCCACCAUCUACCUUCCGCUUGUAGAAAGCAAGCUCAACAAAAUGCCAAAUUGUAUGGCUGUUUCCCAAGACUAUGUGUUCAUUGGAGGAGCCAAAGGGUUCUCCAUCUAUAAUCUGUACGAUGCUAAACGACUGUAUAUUUGGGAGAAACUUAAGGUUGAUGUCACUUCCAUCUGGGCCGCAGAUCUGGGCAGUGAAAUACUUGUUGCUCCUGUGGAUGAAACAGGUAUCGCUAGACUGUUUUAUUUUUGUAAGGAUGGUCUUUUCCUAAUCAAAGCCAUCAAUGAAGUGGACGAUACCAGCAAGCAAACCACCUGUCUGAAGACGGAGAUCUCCCACGGAGGCGACUUCGCAGCCUUCCUCCUACAAGGAGCCGGAGAGAUUUGGCUGGAUGUGUACAGAUUGCCCAAGGAGUCUUGGCUCAAAGAAGUGGAGCACCCCCAACUUGCUAUAAAUCCAAAGAAGAAAGUCAGACAGUUGCAACUGAAUACUCCUGACUCUGUGACUUCAGAUAAUUUGGAAAUGGAUAUAAACAUUUGUUUUAGAGAAGACAUUAAGUUGAGUCUGCCAGUUCACAUAAUGAAGAUCAAACCACCCAAACCAGUUACAGGUACCACAUUUAAAAGCCCCCUGGAAGUCUUUGCAAAGAUUGAGGACUGCUAUGGGCUGGGCUCAGGGCAGAACCACUUCAUCAAGGACACUCAGUGGGAGCAGCAGGAGGCCAUCUUCAAAGCCUUGUUCAAGAAGUACCUGGACGGACAGUGGGGGGAGGAGCAGCUCAGUAUGGCCACGUUCCACUUCCUCCUUCCUGGCCGCGUCACCACCAUGCCAGCGGACGUCAAGAGCCCCUCGGGGGUAGCCUGUGUCCUUGGCAUACACUGGACCGGAAACCACAACUUCUUCCUCUAUUCACUUAACCGAACUCUGAAGGAUAAAGCCGACCCAGAGGGUGUGUGGCCCUGUGCUGCACCCAUUGCUGUCUCUCAGCUCAGCUGCUGCUGUUCCUACCUGGUGCUGGCCUGCGAGGAUGGCGUGCUCACGCUGUGGGACCUGGCAGAAGGUUUCCCUCUUGGGGUCGUCGCCCUUCCCAAGGGAUGUUCCUGCCAGAGUGUUCACUUCCUCAAAUACCACUUAGUCCACCAGGGACAGAACGUGUAUCCUGAGGGGCCCUUGAAAUCCCGCAUGAAGUGUGUGGUGCUGUGCACAGAUUCUUCUGUCCAUCUGGUGACAGCCAGGGGGACCCAAGAACCCACCAUCAGUGUGCUGGUUGAGAGGCCGGUAAAGUACCUGGACGAAGCCAUCUGUGCAGUGGCCCCAGUCCCAGCCUUACCUGGCAUGGUGCUGACCUUUUCCAGGAAUGGCUCUGUGCAGCUCAUGGACGUGGCCAAGCCUCAGAUCAUCUGUGCCUUUGCUCCACCCAGAACCUACCAUCUGGCAGUGCCCUGGACGCCUAUGUUUGUCGUGUCUUUGCACCGCCCGUGUUUCCUGCUCCGAGGAGACCAUCCUGACGAAAUUGAAUCCGACAACGCCAAGGACAUCCAGAAUUCUAUUUUCUGUUUUAAUCUCGAGGCCUACCCGCUCCUGGAAAACAUCUGCAACCUUUGCACCAUUCCUCAAACGGACAUGACCGAUAGCAUGGCCUUCGCCCAGGUGUUGCCCUUGGAGAAAAGAUGCGAGAAUUUCCUCCAGGAGAGGAAAGGGAGCCCCGGAUUCAGGCUGGUAAAGAAGAAGGACUGCCUACCAGUCGCUAUUUUCUCCUCGUCACGACUGUCUUGUCCUCCUGCUUUCUGGAUUCUUUGGUUUUGUAAAACUGUAUUUGGAUGAUCAGACACCAGUCAUGGGAGACAGGGGCUUAAGUCAUGGGCCAGGUUCAGCCCAUUUGCUAUGUCUCAUCAUGGCUGCUUGUGUGCUACAACAGCAGACUUGAACAGUGGUGACAGAGACCACACGACCCAUAAAGCCCACCUCAUUUACUAUCUGGCCCUUUAUACAAACUGGUCACCAGCCCCUGGUCCAAGCCCCCUUGGCUUUAACCGUCGUCUGGACAAAUGGUUCGGCCACACGUCUCUCCCCUUUCUGUGACCCCCAGGCCCGUGGGGACUCUGCCUGUGGCCCUUUCUGCUGUAAAAGCAUAAGGAGCUGUGCUCUGUCUGCUCUGGAGAAGCAGGUGUCUCUUCUAAUCCAUCCACCACUCAUCUCGGUGGUUUGCAAA